AUGUCUGACAAUAAUCCCCUUCUUUCGCCUAAAGAAAUUAAUGAGUGGGGCACGAGUGCUGUUAUUAAUUUUCUGGAGUCUAGAAAAGAGCUUUUUCUUGAUAAUGACGAUAUCAAGGCAAUUAGAACAAGUAAAUUAACUGGUCCAGGCCUCCUUAACUGUAGCAUUGAAGAUCUUCGAGAUUGUGGAUUGCAAGUAUGGCCGGCAAAAAGUAUCAAAAAAUUAUCUGAGGAAUUGAGACCAAAGAUUUGCAAUGUCACUUUCAAAUAUCGAGUAAAAGAAAACGAAACAGUAGAGUGCAACAGGAGAGAUCGUAUAGUAUCGAUAACAUAUUAUUCGCUGACAGAACUAACUUUGAAACUAUUGCAAGAACAUGCACAAAAAGAGUUUAAGUUUCCAGCGACGACACACGACGAAAUUGUGAUCAAAUACAAUAAAUCCAUUUUAAGCAAUGAUACUACCGUGAGAUCUAUAUUCAAGAUGAAAGAAAAUAUCGAAUUAAUCGUUACAUUAGAUAAGAAGUGCUUUUCCAGUUAUAAAAAUUUGCGAGAGGUUCUCCAAAAACAUGGAAUCGACAAUGACGAAGUGCGUAGUAUACCAGUGUUUUUUCCUAAUUGUGAAAAUGAAGAAAAUUAUAAGGGAGUAUUUGAAGAUUGUGUAAAGGAAAUAAAGAACGAAGCACAGCGAAGCCACUUUAUUACGUCAGUAUUAGUCUCGGCAGUAAAUUCAGUUCCAAACACCAUCCUUCGUUCACAGUUUGAGAUUAUUGGAGAUGUAUCUGCCGGCAGGGUAGAUUAUGCAAUAAAGAAAAUUUAUCCGCAAUUAACAGGUAGUGGGUUUGAAGAAAUCAUCUGCGUUACUGAAGCGAAGCAAAUUGAUAUAAAAGUAGGAGUUGCUCAAAACUUAAUGCAACUUGAAG
Molecule: messenger RNA, 919 nt
Organism: Dentiscutata erythropus
Lineage: Eukaryota; Fungi; Glomeromycota; Glomeromycetes; Diversisporales; Gigasporaceae
Source: the annotation of a GenBank genome assembly